UUUUAAUAGAUCGAAAUAACAUAUUUACAGCUCUUUUAAGUAUAUGUCAAAAUAAAUAUCAACAGUCAUAUGUACAGUACAGUAAUACAGUACAAGGUUAUCAACUGCGGCAUUAAAUGUCUAGGACGCUAUUCUAUUAUUGGAGCAAUUCGUGAGCCGCAAUUUUGUCGUAGAACUCAAAAUUUUAGUGUUUUCCAAAGAGUUAACGUGUUGGUCUCCUAUGCAAUUUUGACAACCCCACGAAGAUGGAUGGGAACUACUUUUAAAAUAAAACAUGAUGACAGCAGGUUUUAUAUUGAAACCAAAGAAGGUGUUGCUCAGUUGAAGUAUGACAUUAACGAUGGAAUCAUGCAUAUUAAGCAUACUGGUGUUCCUACAGCUUUGGGUGGACACGGCAUAGGCAAGCUAUUAGCUAAGGCAGCAUUGGAUUAUGGUGUACAAAGCGGUCUCAUUCUGAAGGUAUCGUGCGGUUUUGUGAAGAAUUACGUUGAAGUUUACGAACCGCAGUUCCUGAAAUAUAUUAUGCAUUAACAGCUGUAAUUCUGUUCUUUUAAAUAAAGAAUAUAAUCAUCAAGUAUGGACUCGAA
Molecule: messenger RNA, 587 nt
Organism: Drosophila sulfurigaster albostrigata
Lineage: Eukaryota; Metazoa; Arthropoda; Insecta; Diptera; Drosophilidae
Product: protein NATD1
Exons: 3
Coding region: 70-531 (153 amino acids)
Source: RefSeq, a predicted model, not a curated record